Molecule: messenger RNA, 720 nt
Organism: Oppiella nova
Lineage: Eukaryota; Metazoa; Arthropoda; Arachnida; Sarcoptiformes; Oppiidae
Source: the annotation of a GenBank genome assembly
AUGUUAGGAAACAUGAACAUUAAAUGUGACUUUUGGGAUAUCGGGUGUCGAAAAGUGGUCAAACUCGAUGACCUCAUACAACACACCGCCAUCUGUGAGCACAAUGAAGCAAACCGUUCCCCAAAGUGUGACGUAUGCUAUUGUGACAAAACACGUGAUCACGACUGCGUCGAAGCACUACUCGUAGCCAAACUUAGCGCGAAUAUCGAAAUGAAUUUGUUAAAGCGAACGGUGAAAGAUUUAAGAAGUGAGAAAGAUCAGUUUUUGAAAACCAUUCAGAAUAUGUCCAGUGAUCCGGCACCGGGGGCAAUGUGGAACCAGGAUCAGAUCCUACUGCUCGACCCCAAUUCGGAACUCCACUUCAGAAGUCCGUUCAGUUUUGCGAUCACGUCGUACCUAAAGCUGCGGAAUCCGUGGGAACGGCGCGUAUGUUUCAGAGUGAUGACGACCGUCCCCAAGAGGUAUUGGGUGCGACCCAACCACGGACUCAUCGAAUCUUUCGGCACCGUAACCAUCGCUGUUAGACUACGACCCGUAGACAUAGACAACGGGAACGACAAAAAUAAUGACGAGUUUAUGGUGCAGACGAUGUUCGCGCCCGAGGGGGCCGUCAAUCAGGAGACACUCUGGGAAGUCGUGAAUCCGGAAGCGAUUAUGACUUCAAAGCUGAAGUGUGUGUUUGAUAUGACGCCGCCUUCAAACGAGACACCUGUCGGGUAG